Molecule: messenger RNA, 1366 nt
Organism: Salvelinus namaycush (lake trout)
Lineage: Eukaryota; Metazoa; Chordata; Actinopteri; Salmoniformes; Salmonidae
Exons: 3
Coding region: 29-307 (92 amino acids)
Source: RefSeq, a predicted model, not a curated record
GGGCGGUCCUAUAGGGAGAGGCGGACCUAUGGGCAUGGGUCCUCCUCCACCCCCACCCAUGCACCUGAGAGGCCCCUACCCACCAAUGCACAGACACGGCCCCCCUCCGCCUCCCCCCCUGGGCCACCCUGGUUUUAGAGGGCACCCACCACACCCCAGAGGAAGAGGCAUGUCCCCCGGACCCCCACGCCACUUCCACCCCAGGGGCCCCAGAGGCUACCACAAUGGACCAGCUUCUCCUCCUCAUCAUCCCCCACCUGGCAGAGGCCAGAGGUGGCCAGGGCCCCCUGGUGGCCGACGGUUUUAACGCAGCCUGCCCUAAAAUAAUACAGUAACAGAGAGCUUUACAGUCUAUAGCAGCAAGCCUACUGGGCUGGGGUGGCUAAACUGAGCUAAGAGCACCUUAAUAUGUGUCAUAAAAAGAAGACCCCUUUUUAAACAUCCUUAUGGAACACCCUGUAGCCAAAUAUCUGGAUAUUGAUAUCGUAUACCAGAGGAGAAGAUGUGAAUCAACAAGUGGACACUUAAAUGCCUCAGACCUUAACAGUACAUAAAGGCAUUCUCACUUUCAUUGUAACUUUUGUUAUUAGAAAAAAAUGUGCUCUUGGUAUUAGGACAAAGUUGUAUAGUAUUGAGAGAAUGAAAAUAUGAUUAAAAAAAGAGUCCCAAAGGGAUGAUAAGUGUUGAUAUUCAAAUCCCUUAGAUGUCAUGUGGUCUUGUGGUGGUCACUCUGUGAACCUUAAGGAAUAUCUGACCCUAAUAAAAAGAGAAAUUACACAUUGUGUGUGAGUGAGAAAGAAAAGAAGGCAAGAAAGAAAGAAAAAAGAAAGCAAUGUGCAACAGCCCUCAAGCACCAGUUACUAGCACUAGUUUCUUACACCUUGGACCUCCCUAACUUUCCCUUUUGUUACGUGGAUAUACUUUUGUAUUACAACUUCACCAAGCAGUACACAACUACAGCAAAAGCUGUUUAGACUCACAUACACAUUCUUAAGUGAAAGACAAUAUUUUUCAUGUCAAGUAUUCAUGAUUAUUUUACGUGACAUUUUUAUAUGAUUAAUGUGCAGCUAUUUUAAGUUAAUGCAUAUUGCUAUUUGGAACAAUUCAUGCUUGUGUUCAGCAAUCUAUAUUGUGGAAUGACUAAAGAACUUAAAUUAAUACUAUAUUGAAAUAAUAUAACAAAUAUAUAGUAUAUAUACUAGCAGCAUUUACAGUAUAUUUCAAAGCAAAUUACGAAACAAGUAAUUGCUUCAGUUUAGUCUAAGAUACUUACUAUUCAGUGUGUUAAGUUUUGAAGUGUUAUCAUACGUUAUACUUACUGUAACUGACAUAACUUUGUGGAUUUGUGGAUGUACUUUUGGAAAAC